CGGCGGCGCCGUCAAGUAGCCCCGGGAACGGCCGGCACGCUGGCCGGGUGGGCGGAGGCCCAGCGCUCGGCCGCAGUUCGCCGCCUGUCGCCCGCCCGCCAUGCGUCCGCCGCCCCGCACGGCGCUUGGGCUCCUGCUGCUGCUGCUGCUGCUGCUGCUGCCGCGGUCCGGGUCGGACUCUGCCCGGAAGCCGACACCCUGCCAGCGGUGCCGGACGCUGGUGGACAAGUUCAAUCAGGGAAUGGCUAAUACGGCUAAGAAGAACUUUGGUGGCGGCAACACAGCCUGGGAGGAGAAGACGCUGUCCAAAUACGAAUUCAGCGAGAUCCGGCUCCUGGAGAUCUUGGAAGGCUUGUGUGAGAGCAGCGACUUUGAGUGCAACCAGAUGGUGGAGCAGCAGGAGGAGCGCCUGGAGGCCUGGUGGUUGCAGCUGAAGAAGAAGUACCCUGACCUGUUUGAGUGGUUCUGUGUGCAGACACUGAAAGUGUGCUGUUCUCCAGGCACCUAUGGGCCAAACUGCAGUGCGUGCCAGGGGGGCUCUGAGAGACCCUGUAGUGGGAAUGGCCACUGCAACGGAGAUGGCAGCAGACAGGGGGAUGGAUCCUGCCAGUGCCACAUGGGAUACCAGGGACCACUGUGCAAGGACUGCGUGGGCAGCUACUUCAGCUCACUGAGGAAUGAGACCCACAGCAUCUGCACAGCCUGUGAUGAGUCUUGUAAGACAUGCUCAGGCCCAACCAACAGAGACUGCCUAGAGUGUGAAGUGGGCUGGGAGCUCGUGGAGGAGGCCUGCGUGGAUGUGGACGAGUGUGCGGCAGAGACGCCUCCUUGCAGCCAGACGCAGUACUGUGAGAACGUCAGUGGCUCAUACACGUGUGAAGAGUGUGACUCCACCUGUGUGGGCUGCACAGGAAAAGGCCCAGCCAAGUGUAAAGAGUGUGUCUCUGGCUACUCGAAAGAGGGCGGACAGUGUGCAGACAUAGACGAGUGCUCACUAGCAGAGAAAGCAUGUAGGAGGAAGGACGAGAACUGCUACAACACCCCGGGGAGCUUCGUCUGCGUGUGUCCCGAAGGCUUCCAAGAGGCAGAGGACGCCUGUGUGCCUGUGGCAGAGGGUGAAGCCACAGGAGAAAGCCCAGCACAGCCGCCCUUGCGUGAGGAUCUCUGACGGCGUCCAGGUCAGAAGUCAGCCCCACCCUGUAAGUUAUUGAAGUGGCGUCCUGUGGGAAAGGUGGCCCUGCGGAUGGCUGGGAGCAGCUCCUGCGUGGGAAUGGCGACGCUCAUCUGGCCCUUUGAAACACUGCAUUUCUCGGUUGUUCUUAAGCAGAUCUGUAUAUUUUGAUACCAGUCUUUAUAAUAAAAUUGACCAUUGAACGUA
This is a messenger RNA of Sciurus carolinensis (gray squirrel), 1378 nucleotides long. It is a transcript of the gene Creld2, whose product is annotated as cysteine rich with EGF like domains 2. The record is from RefSeq and is a predicted model, not a curated record. The transcript is spliced from 10 exons. Lineage: Eukaryota; Metazoa; Chordata; Mammalia; Rodentia; Sciuridae. Gene Ontology annotation, molecular function: calcium ion binding. Bases 101 to 1168 code for a protein of 355 amino acids.